Bipolaris zeicola 26-R-13 is the source of this 252-nucleotide messenger RNA. RefSeq lists its product as uncharacterized. The transcript has a single exon. NCBI's taxonomy places the organism in Eukaryota, Fungi, Ascomycota, Dothideomycetes, Pleosporales, Pleosporaceae. The record is from RefSeq and is a predicted model, not a curated record. The coding region runs from base 1 to 252 and encodes 83 amino acids.
AUGACAUUGCGAUGGCGUCGGCUAUGGGGAGAGGGAAAAGAAAAACGUGGCUUGUGGGAUUCUGGACGCGAACAUGCUGCGGACUGGACCGUUCUGGAUGAAGGUCCUCGGGGAUUUGUCCAUGGAAUGUGCAUCAAACACGUCGAGCGGAGUCACUUGUGCAAGGCGAUUCGUUGGAACGGAGCGGCCAAGGCGGGGCCUUUGGAUAAUGGCCAUGGCCCAUGUGGCUGCGUAAUCAAGCGAAUAGUAUGA